Messenger RNA from Lonchura striata (white-rumped munia), 4466 nucleotides. It is a transcript of the gene NECTIN1, whose product is annotated as nectin cell adhesion molecule 1. Gene Ontology annotation, biological process: homophilic cell-cell adhesion; protein localization to cell junction; heterophilic cell-cell adhesion. NCBI's taxonomy places the organism in Eukaryota, Metazoa, Chordata, Aves, Passeriformes, Estrildidae. Gene Ontology annotation, cellular component: adherens junction. The record is from RefSeq and is a predicted model, not a curated record.
ACCGGGGGCUGGGAGGGUGGGGGGGGGCCCCGCGGCGCUGCCAGACCGACCCCUGCCCAUCGCUCUUAAGGAACUCUCAUGGCUUCACGGCUGCAGACAAGUUGCCGUGCAUCGUGGUGGACUAUCGGAGUUUGCAUCCUGGCAGCCGCGCUCCUACCAGGGCUGCACGCUCAGGCUGUCCUGGUCAAUGACUCCGUCUCGGGGUUCAUCGGCACGGACGUGGUGCUGCACUGCAGCUUCACCAACCCGCUGCCCAGCGUGAAGAUCACCCAGGUGACGUGGCAGAAGGUCACCAACGGCACCAAGCAGAAUGUGGCCAUCUACAACCCUGCCAUGGGCGUGUCCAUCCUGUCCCCCUACAAGGAGCGGGUGACCUUCCGCAACCCUUCCUUCAAGGAUGGCACCAUCCAGCUGUCCCGGCUGGAGCUGGAGGAUGAGGGGGUUUACAUCUGUGAGUUUGCCACUUUCCCAACCGGCAACCGGGAAGGGCAGCUGAACCUCACCGUGCUGGCCAAGCCCAGGAACUGGAUGGAGGGCACCAAGAGGCCACUAAUUGCCAAGUCUGGCAGGACAGAAAAGAUCUUGGUAGCCACCUGCACCUCCUCCAACGGGAAACCCCCGAGCACCGUCAGCUGGGACACGAAGCUGAAGGGGGAAGCGGAGUUCCAGGAGAUCCGGAACAGCAACGGCACCGUCACGGUGAUCAGCCGGUACCGGCUGGUGCCGAGCCGCGAGGCGCACCGCCAGCAGCUCGUGUGCGUGGUCAACUACCAGCUGGAGAGGUUCACCGACAGCAUCACCCUCAACGUGCAGUACGAGCCAGAAGUCACCAUCGAGGGCUUUGAUGGCAACUGGUUCCUGAACCGCAAGGAUGUGAAGCUGAUCUGCAAAUCUGAUGCCAACCCCCCAGCUCACACCUACGAGUGGAAGCUGCCCAACGGGACCCUGCCAGGGAGCGUGGAAAUCCAGAACAACACCAUCUACUUCAAAGGGCCCGUGUCCUACAGCGUGGCUGGCACCUACGUCUGCGAGGCCACCAACGCCAUCGGGACCCGCUCGGGCUUGGUGGAGGUCAAUGUCACAGAAUUUCCCUACACCCCGUCUCCAAUCGAUGAUCACAAAUCCAUGGUGCAGCCGAACAUCCCCACACCGGUGAUUGGGGGCAUAGUGGGAGGCGUCUCGCUGGUCCUGCUGGUGGCCGUGGUGCUCUUUGUGGUACUCCGGCGCCGGCGUCACACCUUCAAGGGUGACUACAGCACAAAGAAGCACGUGUACGGCAACGGCUACAGCAAGGCUGGCAUCCCACAGCACCACCCCCCCAUGGCCCAGAACCUGCAGUACCCCGACGACUCGGACGACGAGAAGAAGCCGGGCCCCUUGGGCGGCAGCACCUACGAGGACGAGGAUGAGGAUGCAGGAGGCGAGCGCAAGCUGGGCGGCCCCAAAGCCUACGAGGAGGAUGCCAAGAGGCCUUACUUCACCGUCGACGAGGGCGAGGCCCGCCCCGCACCUUACGACGAGAGGACACUCGGCUUCCAGUACGACCCCGAGCAGCUCGACCUGGCCGACAACAUGGUGUCGCAGAACGACGGGUCUUUUAUUUCCAAAAAGGAGUGGUACGUGUAGCUCCACGCCCCCCCUGCUACACUCACACUCACACUCGCACUCACACACGCUCACAACCGCGCUCACGAGCGAUGCCCUCCCUCCCCUGCAUCCCUCCGAGCACACCCACGCACGCCCCGGCCCCGCACAGACUUUUUGGAUGCUGGGGGCCAGCAAAGCGGGGAGGGAGGGCGGCUUUGCUUACGGAUCAUUUUUUGGGGAGGGGAGGGGGUGGGGCUCGUGCGGGAGGGCGGGAGGUCGGGUAAUUAUUUUCUCUCUCGGUUUUGGUUUGGCUUUUUAAUUUCCCUCUCUUCGACGACUUUCGUCCCCUUCUGUGGUGUUUGUAUUGGUCGGUGGCUUAGGUGUUACUCUUUGCUUUAACGACUGUUGCCCAGCCUGUAUAUUACACUCUGUUUGUGUCUUCAUGUCUCAGAGUGCCCUUCCCUCCCCGAGCCUUCCUCCUCCCACUCCCACCCCCCUGAAACACUGGAAAUUUGUUUGUAUGUUGUCUUCUUUGUUUGUUUUUUUAACCUUGGGAGGGGGGGGCAGGUGGGCUGUCCGUAGGACAGAGGCCAGGAGAGUUUUAUGGCAAUGGAAACAUAGGUGCCAUUUUCAGGUGAAUGGAUUUUUGGGGUUUUUUUCCCCCUAAUUACUUUUUUUUUUUUUAUCAAUGGGGUCUGGGUGACAUUCCCAUUGCCUGCUGCACACCUGGAGAGAACCACAUGCAGUUUUUAAUGACUCAAUAAAAGGAAAAUGAGGAGAAAAGAGGGGGGAAAAAGCCCUGGACCAAACCCCAGGUGCAGGGGCUGAUAGCAGAGCAGGGAAACAAAACUGCCAUUUUCCUCCUACAAUUUAUUAUCUCCUGGCUUUCCAUUUUUCUGUCUUUGUUUGAGUGUUCUUUUAAAUGAAAGAAAAGGAGUAUUUAUUGCUGACACUUUUCCCCCCGUGAUGGCUCAGAGAAAGGCUGGCUCCUUUUGUUCUUGUCGCUGUUGUUGUCGCUGGUACCAGCCACAGAGCAGUUCACUGGGGCACAUCCACUGGGGAAGGGACCAACUGAGGACACUUUGCUUCCACACAUCCACUGCCUUCAGCUCUGUCCUGCACACCCAGGCAGGGCAGGACCAGCCCCUGAGUUUUAUUUUAUUAUACCACUAAGACUUAAUCGUCAUGUGUUUACACUUUAUUUUUUAUUUUGGUCAGAGCACGGGGGUGCUUCUCUCUCUUUCUCUCUCUCUCUCUCUCUCUCUCUCCUAGCAACAACCCCAGCCCGUGGCUGCACCACGUAGGUGGCAUUGAUUGCCACUUUUCCAAUAUCACAUCCCUCUCCUGAGCACAGGCUUGGCAGACAGGGUAGGAGGGAUUGAGCCUGGGGUAUUGAUCUUUCCCUCCUUGCCUUGAGCCACGGCGUUGUGCUGGGGAGGUUUGGAUUGCUGCUAUCUCUGCUCUGUGAAUAAAUGGGAUUCCAGACUUCAGGGCCCUCUGUCUCACACCGACCAUCUCCAAAUUAGAUUCAUUGGGUUGGGGCUUAUUUUUCUUCUUGUGGGUUAUAUUAAUUUUUUUUUUUUUAAUUUGAUGUAUAAAUAAAUCUUUUGUUUGAAAAGAAAUCCCCAGUUUUCUGAGCUGUAUUAUCAUGCACAUCUAAAAAUAGCAGGACUAAUUCUCCUCCUGCCUUACCCGCUGGGUUUUGUUCCACAGCGGUUAUCCUGCUGCAAAAAGGGAGGAGGCUGGAGAGGCAGAGCCACACAGAUGAGUCAAGGGCAGAUCUCUGAUCCAGGCAGCUCCAAAGCUUUCCUUUGCCACGGGCUGCUCGGUGCCGGGCACAGCCCCAGCCAUCCCCGUGUGCUGUGAUUGCAUUAGUGGGGUAGGAAAACGGGCAAAUCCAAUUGUUGGCCUGUAAUGUCUCUGCUGUUCCUGCCAGCCCCUCGGGCUUCCUGGCUCCUGGCAUGGCACAGGAAGCACACAGGCAGCUCUGUGUCCUCUCAGAGCCAGGGCAGGCAGAGAUUCCCUGGGGAUCCCUCAGCCUGAGCCCUCCACUGCCACCAGGAGCAGCCUGCUAGCAGGAAAGCCCCCAAUAAAGGAAAUAAAACCUCUUAGCAGCUCUCCAAUUCUCUGAUUAGUGAUGAUUAGGGGUGGGAAUGACUUCCCUCCAGUGCCUCGUGAGAGCAGCACACGCAGGGCUUUGAUUCCCCCAGAGGGAGAGCCUGUAAUCUGGCUCAGUGUGUGGUGCAGGGAGAAUUCCCAGCAAAGUCCAUCUCUGGAGUGAAUAAUCCUGCAGAUCUGAGCCCUGGAGCCAGGCUCGGAGCAGGAUGGUGACAGUGCCUCCAGCACCAAGCCCUGGGCAGGCAUCAGCGGGCACUGAGAGAGAGCAGUGGCACAGACCCUGCCCUGCAGAUGUCCCCGUCAGGGGGUGGCUGUGGAAGAAAACAAUCUUUUGUCAACCCUGCAGGGUCCAGCAGUGAUUCUGCACGUUGAGGCCACUGCUCGGGUCUGGCCAGUUCCCACCACACUGACCCCACAGCUCUGUGUCCUAAAGAACAAAAGUGCAAAGUGGGGCUGAAGGGCCUGGGAGAGGUCAGGGCUCCAAGGCUGCUCCCAAGUUCAGGGAUGACCAAAGGAACCCUAGGAAAUUGCUUUGGGAGUUGUUAGCUUGCCUUUGAGGGGGUCAUUUUUGGUGCUGUAGCCUCCUUGGUUUAUUUAUUGCCCAUUCACACACUGUCCACUGAGUGAGGCCUCAAAAACCCAGUGGCACCCAGGGAAAUGAAAUGAGAGAGUGGAGCAAUGUGGAAUUUCCAAGCUAGAGCCUGCACACAAUUCCCUCCCUGCUGCAGCACUUUUUCCUGCCCUUUUUGCACCAGCCAAAA